This is a messenger RNA of Mytilus californianus (California mussel), 18580 nucleotides long. RefSeq lists its product as uncharacterized. Lineage: Eukaryota; Metazoa; Mollusca; Bivalvia; Mytilida; Mytilidae. Gene Ontology annotation, biological process: microtubule-based movement. Gene Ontology annotation, molecular function: dynein light intermediate chain binding; ATP binding; minus-end-directed microtubule motor activity. Gene Ontology annotation, cellular component: dynein complex. The record is from RefSeq and is a predicted model, not a curated record. The transcript is spliced from 99 exons. Bases 100 to 17763 code for a protein of 5887 amino acids.
CACAAACAAUAUGGCCGACAACGUGUGAACGCUAGGUGGAUAAGUUGUAAAACAGAGAUUUUUCUGAAUUAAUGGAGCUGCUUCUAUAAAGACUUAAAAAUGGAUGAAAGACUGAAAUGGUUAGAAGUGAGGAUUAAUUCCUCGCUUCGUCCACGGAAUGAAGACCUCAAAAAUAUGUUCCUCAAUGACGAGAACAGACUAGCCUUUUAUGAAUUUAUCAACAAUGAGGAUGUAAGAUGUUUGUAUGUGUUCAAUAGACCCCCCAAACAGAUUGUAGCCUCACUUAUACCACCACAUGAGAUGAAAUACAAGUCAAUAUUCUUCUUAAAAUGUAAUGCUGGUACAAAAUUGACCAAAGAAAAUAUUGGGAAGGAAGUGUUUUAUUUGGACUGUACAAACAUUCCAUUAGAACAUUUGGAGCUAAUUAUUAGAGAGGUUUAUCUCCCUUUGUUGUGCACCAAUCAACAAAAUCUUACCACUACAGGAGGAGAUAAAGUUAUGGAUGUCUUACAUCGUUUGAUGUCAGUUGUGGAAGUCUCACAAGGACAUGCAGAGGGAAGGAUAAUACUAAGUUUACCAUCUAUAGAGGUACUAGCUGAAGCUGCAGCAGCUGUAAACAGGAGAGGUGCUGUAUUACAUGUCCUAGAAACCACUGUGUUAGCUUGGAUUAAACAGAUUAAGGGUGUACUACGUCAUGAUCCAGUCACUGACUUGUUUGGCCACUUUGGACCAGAGCCAGGACCUUUAGAUGAGAUUAAAAUGUGGGAACGUCAGUUAGGAAGACUACAUUCCAUUCUUAAACAGUUAGAAUCACCAGUAGCUAAAGAUAUUCUACAGAACUUAGACUCAGCACAGAGCCAGUACUCAAGUUCGUUCAACCAUGUCAGAAGAGACGUGAACAAGGCAGUACAAGAAACCAAUAGAACCCUGAAAUUUCUUACAACCAUGAGGUGGUUAUUUGAAGACUUCCAUGACACCAUGGAUCCUAAACACAUGCUGGAACUGUUCAAACCCAUGAUGCAAGUUUUAUUCCUUGUAUGGCAACAUUCAGUAUAUUAUCAUCAGAUGGAUAAAUUUCACAACUUAUUGAGACUGUUAUCCAAUGAAGUGGUACACAGAGCUAUAUCAUUAGUGGGAGAAAAUAUACUGAGAGAACCAUUACAGUCCUAUUCCAAGUUGAAGGAAGCUUUAAGAGUAUGUGCAGCAUUCCGUGGAACCUACUUGGAUUUCAAAGACAAAGCUGAUGAACAAAACCACCAAAACAUUGUAGAAAAUGCUGAAAGAUUGGCAUCAAAGCCUCAAGGAACAUUGUUUUUGACAAAGAUGUAUGGUCCUCAUGCCUACACCCCACGGUAUGGUUUGAGAACAGGAGAUACUGGGAGUACUUCAACACUGAAUGAGGAUGAAUUAUGGACUGACAGCCCUUGGCCACCAAGAAAUGCUCCUUGUUUUGACCUUCUAAAUAGUUUUAUGGAAAGAUGCAAUGAUGUAUUAGAGCUAGUAGAGACAACUCGUCACUUCAGGUUGUUAGCAGAUGCCGCUGAGAUAGGUGGCGCUGGUAGUAUGAGUUUAGAUGCUUUAGUGAAGGAAAUUCAUCUGAAAUAUAGUCAAGUGAUGAAAGAUUUCUUCUCCGUCGUAGAAAAUGUACUUAGUAUUGAUGGAUCUCAGAACUUUGAACGAGCAUUCUUUAAAUUUAGAACUGUAGUAAAGACAUUAGAAGGAAAACUGGCACAGAUAUUAAGGAUCUCGUUUAACCAAUGUCCAACAGUUGAGGCCCAAUUAAGGUUACUGGAAGUGUUUGAAGGAAUCAGUGGCAGGGAACUUGUACAGGCACAUUUGAAAGACAAAGAUGAACAAAUAGUAACUGUAUUUACAGAGGAAUUACAAACUGUUCAGAAUAUGUUUGAGGCUAAUCAACAUAAUCCUCCGAGACAUUUGAACAUGCCACCAAUUGUCAGUAAAGUCCUAUGGGUUACCGCCCUUAUUGACAGAAUUAAAAGACCAAUGGAUAAGAUUCGUCAAGUGAGUCCUCAUUCCAUGGAAGGCGAAAACGGGUGGCAGAUGAGACAUAGUUAUAAUAAUUGUAUGAAGAUGUUAGAGAACUACCAAACACAGAUCAUAGCAGAAUGGCAGAGUAACAUAACAGCAGAACUUACCAUGAAACUAAAACAAGCCUUACUGAUUGCUGAAGAGUUUGACGAGGAGGUAGAAGUGAGACCUCAAGUGAUCCACGUCAAUCUGGAUUCACAGUUACCGCUGAUACUACGUGAAAUUCACUACCUCAGUCAAGCACCAUUUGAUAUAUCAUUGCCUUCCUCAGCUAAAGAGAUUCUUAGGAACACUGAUUCAUUUGAACUGAGAGUUACUGCAACCAGAUUAGAGACAAUUGUAUCUAAGUACAAUACCAUAAUGAGAACAAUUACAGAAUUUGAGAAACCAUUGUUUGAGAGGAAACUUCUGAAAAUUGAUUUAUUAUUUGAAUCAGGAUUACAGCAGUUUACGUGGAAGAUGAAGGAAUCAGGUGACUUUAUAGAACAAGCUAUGGCUUUAGUUUGUAUGGAUGUAUUCCAGAACCUUGACAUGGUACAGACAAACUGUCAUGAGAUAGCAGAGAUCACUAUCUCUUGGUCUACAGGAAUGUUAGAUGUGUUUGCUGGCAGGGCCAAAGAUACAUCUUAUUCCAUGGAGGAGUUACUUUCUAUGCAAAAGAUGUUAACAGAAGAACAUGAAGGUAUAGUAGUACCAUCAGGAUAUAGGAUACAUUCACUGGUCCAGAUGUCAUUUGAGGCUGUACAGAUAAGUCAGGCCUCACCAGCAUGGCAGGACUACAUUGACUAUAUAGAUGCCAUUGUACUAGACGGAUUGAAACAAGCAACAUUGACCAGCCUUAAAUCUAUGUUGAAUAAUCUGGUGCAAGCUAAUAUGGCUGAGGAUGAUGAUACACUGAUGCCUGUAUUGACCAUAAGAUUGGAAUUGAUAGACAAUAGAGUGGCAUUCAGACCUCCAUUGGACCAAUCCACCUCAGUCAUCAGUGUCCAAGAACUGGUACAACAAUGGUUAGAUGGUUACCUAGCCAGGGGAAAACUUGUCAAAAUGUUAGGACCAAAGGGAACAUACCAGGAUUAUAUUUCUGCUGAUGAUGAGGUCAAACAACUUCUGCAUAACAUCAACAGACUUGUAGAAGAAAACAGUGAUGAGUGCAAGAAAUUGAUAGAAAUAUUUGGAGACUAUUCCUUCUUAUGGCUUCAAGAUGUAAACUAUACCUUUGAUGAAUUCCUCAGAGGAAAGUUGUCACCUAAUCCAUUAAGAAGUCCAAACAGAAACUUUGGUGGAAAUGUUAAAGCUCUAGUAACAGAGAGGUCAGAGUCAAGAUCUUCAGUUGCCAGUAGUUUGAACUCCAUGGCAGGAAUGAGUGAAAGAAGAGCUUUCUUGACACCCAAGAACUUCAGUGAGGAGAUGGAGAAGGCAGAAAUUCCUGCAUUGGAUGAAUUUGAUGCUGAAAUUAACAUCUACAGGACUGCAAGAGAUGAGUUACAGAGUUUAGAAGACUACCAUAAUGUUGGAUGGUUACGAGUGGAUUUACAACCCAUCAAACAAGUACUCACCACUUACGCUUCUAAGUGGAUGUGGACAUAUACCAAAUAUUUGUCUGAUCAGGUAACCAACAUGUUGGAGAAUCUCGAUAGAUUCUUGAAGAGAACAGAACCAGAAAUAGAAAGUAUUACUGGAGAAGAACGAGAUACUGCCUCCUUCAUGAAAAUGAUGAGAUUGUUCAAUGAGGUAUCAGCCCAACAAUCUGAGAUGGAUGGAAAGUUUACUGAGAUGAGACGUACAGUACAAUUACUAAAGAAAUAUGGACAGAAGUUACCAGAUAAAACUCAGCAGUUAUUUACUGCAGCACCAGGUCGAUGGAACAAUCUGAAGACCAAAGUAUCACUGGCAAAACAGAGACUUGGUCCCAGGAUACAGGAAGAGUCUGUCAGAAUUACACAGGAUCUUGAAGCCUUUGGAUACAGAGUGAAUACAUUAGCCAAGGAACUGGAGAACUCAGACGUUUAUAACAGAGAAUGUAACAUUGACGAAGCCUGGGUCAUCAUUGAUAAAUUCUCAAAGAAACUCACAGUCUUAGAGAAUGAAGCACAGGAUUUGAUAGAAUUACAAGAACUGCUUGAGACAUCAGUUGUUAAUUUUGCUAUUAUUCCUCAAUGUAGACAUGAGCUGAACAACCUUAAACAAGUAUGGGAGACCGUCAGAGUUAUUGAUGAUCAACAAGCAGAAUGGAAACGACAUCGCUGGCAGAAGAUGAACACAAAAUUUUUACGAGAGGAAACAAAUAAACAGUUAGACAUUGUUAGAGCUUUACCCGAGGAUGUGUUUACAUGGGAUGUUUAUAUGGGAUUACAUGAGUCUAUUACUACAAUACAGGCCUGUCUGCCUUUGAUAGACGAUCUCAGUAACCCUGCAAUGAGAACAAGACAUCUGAAGUUACUUGUACGAGUCACAGGUGGCACUGUCAAUAUUGACAAUGACACUCUCAAACGAAUGACCCUCAAAGAGUUCAUUGGCCUUGGUCUUCAAAAACAUAUUGAUGAUGUAAGAGCUAUUGUUCAAAAAGCAGUGAAAGAUUUAGCUAUAGACCAGUCAUUGAAGACUUAUGAUGAGAUAUGGACCAGUAAAUUAUUCAAACUGAGACUUCACACCAGAGUUAGAACUGAACAAGAACUCAUUGCUGCUCCUGAUCAACACAGUGAAUCUCAGAGUGAAGGAGGAUCUCAACCUCCCCUGCCUAUAACAAGUCGUAGUCAGGCUAGAACAACUAGUCGUAUCUCUAACCAGAGCUCAACAGGCAAAAAUAAACGUAGCAGUAUAGCUUCACUGCCAUCAUCUUUACUUAACCUUGGACAGAUGAAGGAUAGUGUAAUUAAGGACACAGGGCAAAUAUUCUUACUGAACAAAAGUGGACCAAUAUUUGAAGAGUUAGAAAACCACCAGGUGGCAUUGCAAGCAAUGCAAAGUUCUGCUGGAUCAUUCCUGGAUGAUAUUAUCAAAUGGCAGAAGAAAUUACAACAGAUAGAAGCUGUCCUUGUAAUGUGGUUAGAAGUUCAGGAUAAAUGGAUUGAACUAGAAGAGAUAUUUUCUGGGGCUGAUGUUAGAACAUCUUUGUCACAUGAUGCCAAUAGAUUUGCUGUUGUAAAUAGAGACUUCAGACUUUUGAUGAGAGCUACAGAGAAAAAUCCUAAUGUUAGACAGUGCUGUGAGAGGAAAAAUAUUUUGGUAAUAUUAGAACACAUGAACCAUAGUUUGGAGCAGUGUAGAAGAUCAUUGUUGAACCAUUUAGAAAGGAGAAGACAGAUUUUUCCAAGGUUUUACUUCCUGUCAAUGGAAGAUGUCUUACAUAUAGUCUGUAAUGGUUAUGACUUAAACCAAGUGAAUGUUUAUAUUGGUAAAGUGUUUGAGAAUGUUGGCAGUUUGUUGUUUGAAGAAGUAGAAGACAAUGAGAAAUAUCACUACAUCAUAACUGGUGUUAACAGUGUUUUGGGAGAGAGGCUAGAAUUCCUACAGCCUGUACCAUGUGAAGGACAAAUAGAAACAUGGCUGACAAGUUUUAUUCAAGGUCUUAAGAAUGCUUUACAGUACCAGAUGGCUACAGCAUUAGGACAUGAGAAAGCAGGACCUAAAACAAGACAGAUUAGAAGUGCUGGAUCUCGUAAAGUAACCAUUAAAAAAUCAGGAUCAGCUACUAAACAAAAUGCCAAAGAUAGAGCCUCAAGUAGAACUGGUAGCAGACAGGCCAGUAGACAGAGUAAGAAACAAGCAGAGGAGCAAAGUCGAGCAUCCUCGGUAGCUGAUCAGUUAUUAACGGAAGAAAACAAAGAUUCUCAGAGCUCUUGGACCUUAGACCAUGUGGCUGAAGUAGUAUACUUAGCUACUCAAGUACAGAUGACUGAGACAAUAGAGGGAGCUUUAAAGGAAAUGGAAAAUGGCACCAAAGAUAAGCUAGAGGCUGCAUUAGCUAAGAUAAAUACCAGUAUCAAGGCUACAACAUUACUGCUGAAAGGAUUGGAGGGAGAAAAGGAAGCAAAACUUAGGAAGGAGAAAACUGAAAGUGAAGCUGCUAAGUCACAGAGAGAUGGACUUGAAGAUGAGAAUGCAUCUGUAGCCGGAGCUCGCAGUAGUUAUGGUGGAGCAUCAUUGGAAGCCUCCAGGAAAGACGGGUCUCUCUUGGAUCUGGCUGACACCAGUAGAACUCCCAUUAUAGAGGAGGAAACAGAACCUGGAGCAGAUGGUAUUUCUAUAGUAGAACCUCAAACAAUGGAACCUAUAGAUACCAUGAACAUUACUGCUGCUGCUGCAAUGGAAUUACGGCAAGAAGAGACGGAAAUAGAGGAAGAAAAAAUAGAUCCAUCGGAACUCAAACUGUUAUUGUUCCCAGGUCAAAUACAAAAACUGUCUUCACUUUUGGCAUUGCUGGCACAUCUUAGAGACUUUAUUGAGAGAAUUAUGGAAUCUGAUGCAGGAGCUGAAGCAAACUCAUUUGAUUGGAGUGCUCAACUUAGAUACUACUUCAAUAAAGACAAUAGAUCUAUUACUAUCAAGUCACUGAAUGCAGAUUUUGAUUAUGGAUAUGAAUACAUUGGGUCUAGUCCAAGAGAGGUGAUCACUCCACUAACAGAGAGAGUCUUUGUGUCCCUUACUCAGGCUAUUAAAUCUCACAUGGGAGCUAUGUGUGUUGGACCAAUAGAUUGUGGUAAAUUUGAAUUAGCCCAUGAGUUAGCCAGAUCUCUAGGACAUCCAUUGUACAAGUUUAGCUGUACCAAUACAACAGAUUAUGUGAUGUUACAUGACAUCUUUAGAGGUUUAGCAUCAACUGGUUGCUGGGUAUCAUUUAAUAAUCUGAACCAUCUGAGACCAUCAGUACUCAGUGUAUUUGCUCAGCUAAUACAAUCUGUUAUGGAUGCUCUCAAGGCAGGGAAGGGUGCAGUCCAUCUUCAGUCAGAUGACAUACAACUCAACCAAUCAGGAGCCUGCUUUGCUUUACUAGACAGUGCCUUACAAGUGCAGUCAGGAAAUCCUGAUGCUUUACUCUUGUAUCCAUCAGCUACAGCUGCCUUACCUGACUACAUCAUGAAUCAGUUCAGGACUAUAUCUAUCAUUAAACCUGACCUUCAUCUGGCUUUAGAGGUCAUGUUGUGUAGUCAAGGUUUUCUUGGUGCUAGAGAAUUGGCAAGGAAGACAAUGUCCCUUUAUGAACUUUACCGUAGACUGCUUGGUACCAAUGUACCAAUAUCAGAAAACAUCAUCUUAGGUAGAAUUAGAGUUAUGGGCUGUGAUGUAAGUGGCAGUUGUGGUGGGUGGAGCAUGAAAACUAUGAAGGAUGUAGUAUCAGAAGCAGGAGCUUACCUAGAGAAACUCAAAGAGGAACCAGUAGAAGAAUCAGACACACACAGACUUCUGGAAGAAGGAGAGGAAGAGGAGGAGAAAAAGGAAAAAGAAGAAAACAAUGGGUUAAUGACAGAACAGAAACUUCACCAAGAAGAAAAAGCUUUGGUCAUGGCUAUAAGGGAUACGUUCCUUCCACGUCUUCAUGGUCGGGAUGCUAGUGUGUUUGCUACACUGAUCACUGACUUGUGGCCAUACCUUAAUAUACCCAUGGUGUUUGGUGGAGAACUAGAAAUCCUGUCUAAGCCACCUCCAUCAAGGACUAGUCACAAAGAUGGAUCAGGAAGAAUUAGGACAGCCAGGAGUAUAACAUCCAGCAAAUCUCUCAAAGUAUCAAAAGCUUUGAAAGAUUCCAUUCCUUUGAAUACUCCUGUAGUCCCACUUCAGACAGCACCAAACUUCUUAGAUGCUCAUCAGAGAAACGUGAUUGAGGACAUGCAGGAUGCUAUUGCUAUAGCAACAGGGGAGCUAAAUCUUCUACCUGGUGUAGCAUUCCAAGCCAGGGUAGCACAGCUAUCUCAGCUUAAUGCAUCACAUCAGACUAUAUUUGUGGUUGGACCACCUGGAUGUGGUAAAAGUGAGUGUAUAAAGACAUUUGCCGUGGCAGAGAGAUCUAGAGGCAAAAUUAUCAGUGUACAGAAUGUAUUCACUAAAGCUGUAGAAUCUGAAGAACUCAUGGGAUAUCUUGAUCAGAAAACUAAAGAAUGGAAGGAUGGUCUACUGGCCUCCAUUCUAAGGAAGUUUUGUGUACAGCCACCAAAUAUCAAUUAUGACCUGAAGGCCAAACCAAUCAUGAAGAUUGUACAGAUGGACGGGGAGUCUGAACCAGCCCAGAUGGAGUUGCUUGGUGCUGUACUUAACAAUGAUGGAGCUGUUGUCCUUGGUAACAAUGAAAGAAUUGUAAUAGCUGAUACCAUUAGAUUUUUGUGGGAGAUGGAAUCAGUUGCUCACAUGAGUCCAGCAUUACUAGCAAAUGUUGGUGUGAUGGUAAUGACUCCAAAAGAUGUUGGAUGGAAAUUGAUACUAGUCCAGUGGUUAGAACAUCGUCCAGAGAAUGACCGAGAGUUACUGACAGGUUUCUGUGAUGUAUACAUCGAGAAGACAAUAGAAUACCUAAAUGAUUGUUGUACACCACACAUGUUGGGUGGUACCAAGAAAAAAUGUCCACAGUAUAAACGUGUUUUACAACAUAAUAUAGAGAACAUGAUUGGAACCUUCUGUACUCUGUUAGAGGCCGUAGUAAACCAGACAUCAACACAAGAUUUAAGUGAUGUGGAAUAUGAGAGAUACUUUAACUUUACUGCCAUAUGGUCGUUUGGGGGUACCUUGGAGGAGAAGUACAGAGAAUCAUUCAGUAACUGGUGGAAGGAACAGUUUGAACAGCACAUUGACUACCCAGAGGAGGGUACAGUGUUUGAUUACAUGGUUGAUGGAGAUAGUCAUGAGUUUGUACUCUGGAAGGAUACAUUACAGCAGUACAGUGGAGAGAGUAGAAAAGGCAUAUCGGCUGAGUCAUUUGUACAUACUGUUUCAGUUGAGCAAUUAUCUUUCUUGAUUGGAGUACUGACCGAGUAUGGUAAACCAGUUAUACUAGUAGGAGAGAAUGGUUGUGGAAAAUCAUCCAUUAUCAAUGACAGAAUUCGUACAGUCUGUUCAGGGGAAGUCGCUGAAGUCUUGUCUCUAUCAAUACCUGCUAACAGAUUCACCAAUGCUCGUCUGCUGUACGACCGUCUUGAUGAGAAAUUAGAAUGGAAACAUGGAAAGACAUAUGUACCUAAAGGAAACAAAAAAUUAUUGUGUAUGAUAGAUGACAUCAACUUGUCUCAGGUUGACAAAUGGGGACAUCAGACAGCCAUAGAACUAGUGAGGGAACACAUUGAUGAUGGAGGGUUCUACAAUCCAGACAGCCAUGCCUGGAGAUACAUCAAGAAUGUCACUUACAUCAGUACAAUUAACCCUAAUACAACAGCUAACGUCCCUAAACUGAGUCAGAGAUUCCUGCGACACUUUGCUGUCUUCCAUUGUCCUUACCCUGGUCAGGAGGAGUUACAGACAGUCUUCAGUACUCUAUUACACUGCCAUUUUAUACUGCCAGAGACAUCAGGGACUGGUAUGCCUGCCUCUCAUCAUGUUGAUGUGAAGGCACAGCUUAAAGUUAAAGAAGAUGAGGAGGCCAUGAGGAAGCUGCUAUCUUUGAUUGUGAAAGUGAAUGUAGAACUCCAGGAUAGACUGAGAGGAAUGUUCUUAAAUACAGCACAGAGAUGUCAUUAUAUCUUUACCACAAGGGAUCUCUCUAUUAUAUUCAAGAAUUUAUGCCUAUCACUCCAGCCAGAAUGUGCCCACAGAGAUUUGCUGUUAUUAUGGCAACAUGAGUGUGCCUGGGUAUAUGGACAUCGUUUAGUGACUGAAGUAGAUUACAAAAGAUAUAAACAAGCUUUUGUUAAUGCUGUCAGAAAGGAAUUCUCUAGUGAUGAACAGAUUCGCUUGGUGGUAUCCAAUAGGCAGCCAUUAUUCAGUAACUUGAUUGAACAAGACAGUGGUGUUGUAACAGCUGGGAUGAUUGAUGCUCGACACAUCUCUAACAUCUCUGAAGAGGAAGCUAAGACAGAUCUUUACAAACCUAGGUUUAAUAUGAAAGAUGUGAAGGAUCUAAUGAUCAAAGGAGUAGAGGAAUACAACAAGAUUCAUCCCAGGAUUAAGUUAGCUCUUUAUAAGACUGUUGUUGAACAAGUAUGUAGAUUAGCUCGUACUAUAGCCUCACCACAAGAAAGUGCCCACACAGUGCUGGUAGCUGAGGGAUGUGCUGGGCGAUGCACAGUCAUCGCUAAGUUAGCUUCUCAUCUCUGUGGAUAUACAGUGUUCCAAGUCAGUCCAUGCUCUCUACAGAGUUCAGGGGAAUAUAAGAUGGAGCAGUUCAAGUCAGACUUGGUGGAAUGUUACACCAGAGCAGGUUCCAGGGGUGAGAAAAUUCUGUUACUUUUAAAUGAAGAAGAGCUGAUGGAAGAAGAUUUCUUGGUGUUUUUGAUAGAAUUUAUUGUCUCUGGAUCUAUCAGUCAUUUGUUUACCUAUGAAGAACAAACAACAAUUAUAAACUCUAUAAGGACAGAAGUAACAUUAGCUGGACUGACAUACACUCGGGACACAGCUUGGAAUUUCUUCCUGGGUAUUGUCAGAAAUAACUUCCGUGUUUGUAUGAUUGCCUGUGAUGGUGGUCAACAGUUCCAGAGACGAUGCAGGGAAUACCCAGCAUUUACUGAAAAUGUAAACUUCCUAUGGUUCCCUCAUUGGUCCAAGUCCAGACUGAUUGAGCAUGCAUUGUAUCACCUUAAGGAUGUUGAAUGGAUGAACGAUGUUCAGAGAGAGAAUAUAGCUCACAUGAUGGCCUCCAUGCACCUUGUCCUUAGACAACAGGAUGGCGGAGAGAAGGAUGCUGGCGAAUACAGACAUGUUACUAAUACAUCAUUUGAAAAGUUUGUGGAAAGAUACAUCUCCUUAGCCAAUACCAAACACUUUGAAAUAAAUGAUAUUAAUGAUGCUGUGUCUAAAUCACUGAGACAGAUCAAAAGUGAAAAUGAGGUUGCUGUCAAACUGAGAAAACAAUUGGAACAUGAAAUGGUGGUUUUGGAGGAAAGGAAAGCUAGUGCUGUGAAAUUUUUAUGUCAAAUUGGACAAGAUACAGCCAUUACAGAACAACAGAUCAAAGUAGUCAAGGCUCAGCUGGAAAAAAUCUCUAAACUCAAAAAGUUAUUACCAGAAUAUCAGAUUGCAGAACAGAGAGCCGUGUUUAAAACUACACAGAUUUAUGGAGAUACAAUGAAGGAAGUAGAGAAAAUGAAUGGAGACAAACACAGUCUUGGCGAACUGAGAGGGAUGAGUAAACCACCACUGGAUAUUGAAGAUCUAAUGGCAGCUGUUAUUAUGAUAUUAAAGUCUCCAUCAGCUGAUCUGACGUGGCAGAAAGGUGCAAAGAGACAAAUGGCAAACUUAGAAAGAUUUAUUGACGAAAUGAUGGUAUUUGACAAGAAUCAGUUACCAGAGUCUACUUUGAAUUUGGUAGAACCUUACCUGAAGAAGGCCUCAUUUGACCCAGAUACUCUUGAGAAAAAGACUGGAAACCCAGCGUGUGGAUCACUCUGUCGAUGGGUUAGGGGUGUCGUAUGGUACAACAGAAUGAUGAUAUCCAAGGUGGAGCCACUUCAUAAGAAGGUCAAGGAGACAACACAGCAAGUAGAUGAUGCAGAACAUAGAAUGGCAAACUUGGAGAAGAAAAGAAAGGACCUCGAGAGUAGAUUACAAGGACUUGCUAAGAGUUUUGAGGAAGCAACCAUUGACAAGAACAAACAGGAAGAAAAAUGCAUCAAAAUGAAAAAGAUGUUGGAAACAGCUGCCAAGCUUAGGAAGAUAUUAAAAGGAGAGCGUCAGAGAUGUCAGCAGAUUUAUGAUUCCCACGACAGACGAUUGGUAUCCAUUCCUGGUGGUUGUGCAAUGGCGGCUGCCUUCUGUACUUACCUCGGAACAUAUCAUCACAACUUCAGACGUAUGAUGCUCACUGUACACUGGCCAAAUUGUUUGAGAGAAAGAGGUGUUCCUCUUGUCAUAGACUCCAUUGAUGGUCUGAAAGGUCGUGUUAUAGACUGGUCAAUAGAUUUCCUGAAGACAGCCACAGGAGCCAGUCAGGUUUAUGAUAUAGACUAUACCUCAGCCUUACUGGGACAACAAGGGGAUUAUGAGGAACAAGCAGAAGAUGAGGCUCAGGAGGCAAAGGGGGAUGUCAAUGAAUUGAAAGAAGAGAAUGAAGAAGAAGCAAAAGAGGAAAAUGAAGAAGAGGGAAAGGAAAAGACAGAUGAACCAGAAAAAUCUGAAGUUGAAAAGACAGAAAAAGAAGAGGAGAGUGGCAAAGAAUCGUCAGCAUCAAUAAAGGAUGACGAUCAGAAGACAGAUAAGACUUUAGACAAAAUACAAGAGGAGGAAAGUAGUGAUGUUCAGGAAGAUGAGAAUCAGACAGAUGUCACUACCUCACCCGUCCUAACCUCUACACAAUAUAAUAGAUAUGUCGGAUCUCUGAUUAAAAUAUUAGUAGGGGAGACAGUCCUUAAUGACUGGAUGAGAAAAGACUUUGGACCAAGACAGUUAGAAAAUGCUGCUAUAAUGAUAUCAUCUUGGCAGAGACCUCCAAUGUUGAUAGACCCUAAUGGUGAGGGAUCACAUUGGCUUGGACGACUUAACAAACUCAUGAACAAACGUAAACUGGUAUCUCUAGACAUGGAAACUCGGUCUGAUCCACAUGUGAUAUUGACCCUGGAGAAAGCCAUAAUGAGAGGAAAACCAGUGAUUCUCAACAACUGCGAGAACCAUAUUGACAACAUUAUAACUCCAUUGAUGCACCACAGAAAUACAGCUAAUCCUCAGGACCAAGAUGAAGAGCCAAGAAUGAUAAGAUUUUGUGGACGUAGAGUACUUUGUCACCAGGACUUCAGAUUCUACCUGUCGACACCACUACCUAAACCAAGAUUUAAUCCUGAGAUUGCCUCUACCACUACCAUGAUAAACUAUGGUGUCUCACAUGACACACUGACAGAAGACCUGCUCACAAGAGCAUUUUCUCGUAUGAGACCGGAGUUAUACAAAGAGAAAAGAAUUGCCUUACGUAACAUGCAGUUACAGAAGGAUACUUUAUUGAGGUUAUCAGACAUUGUUAAGGAGAAAGUUCUGACCAAUCAGGAAGCCAUGUUAGGAAGUGCUAAAGCCUUGACCUUUAUAACAGAUAUUACUAAUGCUAAGAUUGAGCUUGCUAAGAGGUUAGAAGAGACAAAAACAUUACUGAUUGAUAUAGAUGAUCUAAAGGAUGAGUUAUUCCCCUUGGCUAGGCGAGGUGCCAUGUUGUUUGCCAUUGUUAGAAGCUUACAGAGUGUACACAAUGAGUACCAGUUCUCACUGAAGUAUUUCCUGGAAUUGUUUGAUGAAGCUGUUGGAGAGGAUGUUCCAGAAGAACAUAAGAUAGAUGACGAUGAAUCAUCUGCUUAUGAAGAUGAUGAUGAGAGUGUAGUGGCUCCAAAGGUCAGACACAGCAGUACAUCUUCCCAGGGAUCAAGACAAGCGCAGCCACAGGGAGACAAACAAGGUGAAGAAAAGAAGUCUGAGAAAGGUGAUGGAGAGUAUGAAGCUGAUUUUGAUGAUACCGAAGGAACUAAAAAACAAGGUGAUUCUGCAAGUACAGCAGCUGCACAAAAACUAAUUGCUGGUACAGAAUCUGAGGAGUUACCUCCCCUAGAAAUACCUGAGACUGUUCCAUUACCAUCUGAAGGGUUGGAGUACUCAUCUCUAUCUGCCAAUCAAAUCAAACAAGUGAUGGACAAGUUAACAGGACUUGUAUAUCGUAGAAUACGAGAGAGUUUGUAUGAAGAAGAUUGUCUUCUGUUUGCCACAUUGUUAUGUCUGAAUAUUGAAGCAGAAGGAAUGGAAAACUUCUCUAAUGAAGAAAUGUCUCUAUUGUUACAAGGUAAUCCUGGUCUGGGUAUGCAACUGACAUUGAAUGACUUUGACUACAAGGAUGAUCCACCUACUUGGCUCCCUCAGGAGAAAUGGGAAGAUAUCAUGGCCUUAUCUGUCCUCCCUGGACCAUUAGACAGUUUGUGUGUUAACUUUGCUCAAAAUUCAGAGGCAUGGAAAGCUUGGUACAAAUCACCAUAUCCAGAGAAGGAACCACUACCGCUGGCUGUAGGAGGAGAGAGUACAGAACGAAGACCAGGUUCUGGUGGCAGCGUUGGGAAUGCAAAGACACCAGAUUUAGGACCAAUGACAGAGUUCCAUCAACUGUUACUACUACGUAUGCUCAGACCUGACAGACUACCAACAGCUCUUGUUAACUAUGUCAACAAACACCUGACAUUAAAUCUUCCUGACCAAUCAGAUUUUAAUUUAGCAGACACAUUGAAGGAUGCCAAACGUCACCUUGGUGUACUGUUAUUACUGCCUCCUAGUGUUACAAGUGGAGUCAAACCAUUUUCAACAAAAUUAAGAAUGACAGACCAACCGAUAGAUGUUUUAUAUAAAAUGGCUAAGGCUAUUGGUUCCAAGGUAGAACAUGUAAAGAUUGGAGAAGGCUGUGAAUAUUUGAUUCAGGAAGCCAUUGAUGGUGCUGAGAAGCAUGACGGAUGGGUCAUUAUAGAAAAUCUUCAUCUGGCUCAUGAUACACUGUUCAAUGAUCUAAAAAAACAAUUAGUGAGAGUAGCCAGAUCACGAAGUAAGAGUGUCAUGCAAGAAGACAAACAGAAAGGAAGUAGGUUCUGUGUAUGGAUAACAUCAGAACCAUGUCCAAGGAUAACAGAUUUCCUGAUCAGGAAUCUACACAAAGUGUCAUGGAGUCACAUCACUCAGGAUGUGAUAACACCAGAGGGCAGCACUACAGAUGAAGGAGGAAAAUCUGAUGCACCAUUUACAAUACAACAUAAAUCUCCACAGUCAUAUCUACACUCAGCUAUUGUGUCUACACUGAAACAGACAUCAAAUGGAGGCGUGUUUGACAAACUAUCAACGGAAUCACAAGUCAUCAAAUCUAUUGCCUUUGGUCUCAGUGUUAUUCAGGGAAUGUUGUCCUCCAGACAGCUGUUUGGUUCCCAGGGACUGAAUCAGUGGUACCCAUUCAAUAGGGUCCAGAUGGAACAAGCUAUAGAAAUACUAACAGGAAAAUUAUUACGACCUGAUGGAACAGACCCCAAAGUAGAUAAAAUGACUAAUAUGUUUGCCCAGAUGGAAUCUCCUUGGCCAACAACAUUAGGCUUUGAGGCACCAAACUUUGAAAAUCUAGAUUACUCCAUUUCUUCGUUGGUGUACAAUAACUGUGUGACAAGUGAGAGUGAUAUGACCUACAUUGAAGCUGCUGUUAGUCAUGUUCUGUAUAAUCUCUACCAAGAAAGUUCAGGAUCACUGGUACUAGGGAGUGUAGCUAUCCCUACUCCACCAGCUAAUGUUGAUCCACAAGAAUAUGGUUCUUGGUAUGAGAAGAAUGUGGAUGAAGAAUUCACAAUUUCAGCUUUACAGUUACAGUCAAGUGUAGAGAAAGAAAAUAAUGAUGCCAACUCUAGUGUGUUUAUCCGACAUCUUGACCACAUGUUUGAAACACAGAACAUGGAAGCUGGAGAUGUAGCUAAAACCACAGGAGAAAUUAACAUAGCUAAAUUAAGAUCAGCAUUAGAUUUGUGUUUGGAAGAGUUACCUAACUUGUUGGAGUUAGGUAAUGUGAUAGAUGUAAUUGGUGAAGACUAUGAUUUCCCAUACCAUAGACCAUCAGUAAUCAGCCUGGCUACUGCAGCCAGUUCACAGAUGCCAGAAACUAUAGGCUAUUGUCUAUUACAGGAAUGUUUGUGGUUUAACACCAUCCUGUGUCACAUCAGACAAGAGAUCAAUGUUCUACAAUCACAUCUACUGGGAGGACCAGAAGCUUUACCAAAGAUGUUGUCAUCAACUGUAUCAAGCUUACAAGAAGAGUUUAUACCUAUAUCAUGGAUUCAUCCUAACUGUCAGCCCUGUACACACUCAUUGGUAUCCUGGCUUGAGGAUACAAAGAAGCGACACAAGCAGUUAUAUGACUUUGUUAGACAUGGAAUGAUACCUACCUACAAAGAUGAUGGCGAUGAUAACCCAAUCAUAGCCUCAGGAAGACUGACUAAAAUCUGGCUUGGAGGCCUCGUCAAUCCACAGGCUUUGUUGACAUCUCUUAAACAAGAGAAGGCUAUUGUCACUAACACCAGGGUGGAUGAUAUGUCAUUUGAGUGUGUAGUUAUGGAUGACAUAAACACAGAGGAUUAUGAAGUAGAUGAAGGAGGGCUAUUUUUGACCAGUAUUUACCUACAAGGAGGUGCAUGGGACUAUGACAAUGAUAGUCUUAAGAACCCUGAAUCUGGUCUGUAUUCCAUUCCAUGUUUAUACCUGAGACCUGUCAUUAGAAGUGACCAGGAAGAGAAGGAGGACAAGAAAACGGUCACAUAUCCCUGUCCUAUGUUUAUGAAUAAGAGUCGUCAAGUUAUGUGUGAUACAUUAGAUCUGAAUUGUCCAACACCAGUUGAUAAAUGGAAACUCUCCAGAACUGCUUUAAUAUUAGAUGCAGGUUUACCAGAGGAUGGAGCUAAGAAGUCACGAUCCUAUCUAAUGUUACUGAAGGCAGGUCCAUCAAUGUUACCUGCUGAGGGAGAGUCAGAGAUUCAAUCAGAGGAGGACGAUGAAGAGUUACAGGAAUUAGAACAGGAAGAAGACUUUGAUGCCAAUCCAUCAGAAGUGUCUCAGUUGUCAUAUAGAGCAAUAACUCCUAAAGCUCCACCUCUGCCUCCAGGCAUGGGAUUAGCAAAGGAACCCCAUAUGGCUGAGGGGGGAGAAAAAGCACGCUCUACAAAGUCAAGUCCUCACCCAAGUGGUAAAGGUAGUCCUGCAGUGCAAUCUAGUCCAAAACCAGCGGGAAGUACCAUAAGUGGCAAAGGUAGUCCUAGGAGUGGUAAAGCUGGUAGUACUGUCUCUUCAAAGUCAAAAGGUAGUAAGAAAACAGCUAAAGCGUCACCCAUACCAGAAAAAACAUCUCGACCUACAACUAAAGGAAGUAGAGGAUCUAGAGGGGCAGUAACUCCUGUAAAACCUUCAAGUAUUGGAUCACAAAAAGAUGUCAGUAAAUCACUGGAUAAUGAAAAUGACAAUGCUAGGCCUCGAUCUCAGAUUGAGGAACCAGUUACACAAAUUGAAAUAGAAACUGACACUGAUAAUGAAGCAGGGGGAGAAACUCAGAAACAAGACAAGAGUGAAACUGAAAGGAGUGUAAAAGCUGAUACAGAGAGCAGUGUAAAAGUUGACACUGCAAGGAGUGUAAAAGCUGACACUGAAAGGAGUGUAAAAGCUGACACUGAAAGGAGUACAAAAGCCGACACUGAGACAAGUGUUAAAGCUGACACCGAAAGCAGUUUAAAAGCUGACACUGAAAGGAGUGCUAAAGCUGACACUGAAGAAGCUACAAGAGGUAGUUCACCUCCCACUCAGUCACAGAGUGAGGACCCACAGCUUAAGAAACAGCCAUCUAGGAGUAGUCUAAAGAAGGCUGAAUCUAAAGAAAGUGUGAAUGCCCAGAGUCUUCCUAGGCAACCAUCUGCUGGUAGCCUAAAGAAAACACAGUCAGGGGAACAUGUAGACAGAAGUGACAGUAGGGGACCAGUUACUGGUGCUUCUGGAGAAAAUGAAAGGAGUGAUAGCAGAGGUGAAGGAAGAGGAAGUAGAAGACAAAGUGAGGUUGGAGGAACAGGAAGCAGAAGACCAUCAAAUGCAUCCAGAAAAUCUAAAGAAUAAAAAAGUGCUGUUGAUGUUUCAGAUUUUUGCUUUAAUCUAUUUAGUUUGUCUCCGAUCUACUUAAGGAAAUUAUUGACCUAGAUAAUGUAUACUGCUAUUGAUUUUCAUGUUAUAAACUUUGGAAAAUGGCUUUACAAUCUUAAAGACAUAUUUUUUUUUAAUAAAAAAAUAACUUUAAUUUAAAUUUGAGUGGUAUUUUUUUUUAUAUUAAUUGUCUAUGUAAAUGUAAUAAGAUACAACAAUAUUUUUCUCCGUCCAUAAUAAUUAUUUAUUUUUAUAUGUUUGUUAUAUUUUACAUUUUUAAAUGUAAAAUAAUGUUAUUUAUUUAACUGUAUUGUAUGGAAGACUUUUUUGUAAGAUGAGAACAUUUUGUAGUUAUAUGAUUUUACAGCAUGUGAACACAAAAAUUAUCAAAAAUGUACACCAAUUAAAAAAAAGUUUCUUCCGUAUGAUAUGUAUUGAUUUAUGGUUUUUUCAUCAUAUGUGUUUAGAUUUGAUAUGUUGAUUUAAUGUAAAUGUAAUUUAUUUUCAUUUUUUCUGUGAUAUCUACAAAUCUUUUGUUUGAGAAUACAUAUUUGUUUUUCUUUAAGAUGAAUAAACCAAUGUAUAACUGCUGAGUGUACACUGCCUUGUGAUAUUCUAUCCAUAGUAGUGCCUUCAUGCCUUUAUAUUUUAACUGUUAUGUGAUUAUAUUUAUAUGAGAAUUUUUGUUCAAUGUUAGACAUUUUUGUAAACGUUUUUUGUUCCUUGACACUUACUUGUGGAGGUUUAUACCUUGUCCAUUUUGCAAAGUGAAAAUAAAAUAUAUAAAUCUUUA